Messenger RNA from Helicoverpa zea (corn earworm), 3551 nucleotides. RefSeq lists its product as uncharacterized. The coding region runs from base 474 to 2447 and encodes 657 amino acids. The transcript has 2 exons. NCBI's taxonomy places the organism in Eukaryota, Metazoa, Arthropoda, Insecta, Lepidoptera, Noctuidae. The record is from RefSeq and is a predicted model, not a curated record.
ACAGCAUGGUAGAUGUCAAGGGGUGCCGAGUUGAGCCGAGUACGCAAUCCGCAUGCGCGCAGCCUCCGCCCGACCCUUUUGUUCCGUCUCCCUGUGCGAUACUCGGCUGACUAGUGCUAUCUUGCUUACAUGUUUCAUAAGUCCACCAUACAAACGAACUUCAUACUGAGUAAUUUUCAGUCGGUGUCGGUAUUGAAUCCGGACACAACAAGCGCCGGGACGCGUCACAGUCGCUUCCAAUACACGCGGCUGCUGCAUAUCUCAAUGACAUCAUAAUAAAACAUGUAUAUACAUACAAAGGCUCUGCUGCAACUUAAUGUCAAAACAUAUAUGAUUCAAUCAGUGCGCCACUAAAUAUUAUUAUUUUUAAUUGAAAAAAUGACGGAGAUCCAAGUGCACAUGUGUUAUUGUUACUUCAAUUGCUAUACUUUUUGUAAUACGUUUUUAUCCGAAGAUAGUUAACUUCUUGAAGCAUGGCUCAGCUGGCUAAGGGCGGCGCUAGGCUGCGGUCGGUCCCUAUGCGAUUCAGAUAUCUUUUUCUGCUCGCAAUCGUUUUUGGUAGCAGUUUCAUUAUCAUUUCUAUCACCAAUCGUACAGAAAUACUUCUCGUCAAUAAUGACCAACCCUUAUCGGUUUUGAAUUUAUAUGGUUAUGAAAUGGAACCUGAGACAAGUUACACAAUUAAAACAGAAGGUUGUACCAUACCCGGCUUGACAGCGUUGGAUGAAACUGUAAAACCGUUUAAUCAACCUCCAACAAAGUUAAAAAGUUGCCCUAGCGCUAACUUUUCUCUUAUACUACAUAACGAAACAUAUUUAUGGAUUAAUAAAGAACUUUUACAAUAUUAUGACGUACCUAAAGAAGGAAACGUCUCCUGUUGUUACAGAUCAUUUCACAGGCCAAAUGCGAUCGCUAAUGUUUUUUCAGAACAUGUCGAUGACAGAGUCCAAUACGAAGAUUGCAAGGAGUUUAUUAAUUAUAUAAAGGUGGAGCAUGAAUUUGUAAAAGUAUCUUGUGAAUAUAAUGAAAAACAGAUAUACCAACAGUACUUUCUAUUCGCUCGCAAAAAACUUAACAAAAAAAAUAAGUCCGACGUUCAUAAGAAUGAAACAGAUUAUUACAAUGUGAUUGUGAUGGGCAUUGACGCAAUUUCAAGACUAAACUUUUAUAGAACCAUGCCGAAAACUUUGGCUUACCUUCAAAACAGAGGUGCUAUAGAAUUACUAGGUUACAACAAAGUGGGUGACAAUACAUUUCCUAAUUUAACACCGAUGCUGCUAGGCAUCAAAGAUACUGAUUUGAAGAGAACUUGUUGGCCUGAUAAUAAUGCAAAUUUUGAUAACUGUCCAUUUAUAUGGCAGUGGUACAAAGAAGCCGGAUUUUAUACAGCCCUGGGAGAAGAUAGUGCAACAUUGGGUACAUUUAAUUUUGCAAAAUAUGGCUUCAUCAAAACACCAACCGAUUAUUACAUAAGAACUUUUAUUCAUGAAGCAGAAGUGAACGUGGGUAAUACUAAAGAUUUUAAUUCAUAUAUCUGUAUGGCAAACAAAUACUUUUAUAAAGUACUUUUGGAUUAUAUUCAGGAUUUGACUUCAACUUUGGCAGAGUCCAAGUUGUUUGGAUUUUUUUGGGAAGUGUCAAUGAGUCAUGAUUACUUGACGUAUCCGAUGGCAAUGGACGACAGUUACGAGAGAUUCCUGAAAAGACUUGAUAAUAAUAAAUAUUUAGAUAAAACUGUUCUCAUACUAUUAAGUGAUCAUGGAAUAAGAUGGGGUGCAAUAAGAUUAACUAAACAAGGACGCCUAGAAGAACGUUUACCUUUUGUUCAUAUAUUAUUACCGCCAUCGUUUCGAGAGAAUUAUAAAUCGGCUUACGAAAAUUUAAAAGCAAAUAGUAAACGUCUGACUACACCCUACGACAUAUAUGCAACUUUGUCAGAUUUAAUAAAAUUGGAGGAAAUAAAUGAUGUAAAUAUCAAACAACGAACGGAGACAUCGUACGCACAAAGUAGAAGUAUCAGUCUGUUUUUGCCUAUCCCCAGUAAUCGAACUUGCAAGCUGGCUGGUAUCGACGAUCACUGGUGUACUUGUCACAAAAGUAUAAAAAUGCCUACAAAGAGUUUUGACGCCCGAGACGCCGCCGAACAACUGGUAAAAUAUUUAAAUGAAUAUUUAGCGGAGCACCGACAAUGUGCACAGCUGAAGCUUGACGAGGUUUUGGAGGUAACAGAGAUGUUAGCUGGUAAGCCGAGGAAGAACGAAGUCGGGUGGCGCGAGUUCAUGGCGGUGGUGCGCACGACGCCGGGCGGCGGUGUGUUCGAGGGCACGCUGCGCAAGAGCAGCGACAAGUGGAGCCUCGCCGGCACCAUCAGCCGCCUCAACCUGUACGGCGACCAGAGCCACUGUGUGCACCACUACCAACUGAAACUCUAUUGCUACUGUGGAUAAGUAUCUUAUAAUAAUCCAAAUAAUAUUAAAAAGCUGUGAUAUUACCAAGUGUUGAUUCUACGAAAUGUUUAUAGACAAAAUAACGUAGCUAUAUGAGAACAAAAUAUUUUAGUUACAUGGAAGGAUAUUGAUUGAAAAUCCGGGCCUAAAAUAUGUAAUAAAUGUUGUUUGCCAGGAACGUGAUAUUUUUGUACAUAUUAGACGUUUGUAGUCAUUAGGAUAUACACGAAUUAGUAUCUAGUUAGCUAGUGACAUUAAUGUAUGUUGUAGUUUAAUGCUUUGCCUUCAAUAUCUUCAGCAUCUUAAAAUCUUACAUGUACAUAUCCUUAAACUAACCAUGACAUAUCUUUCGACGAUUUAUUAAAGUUAUCUUCAGAUUUUAUAAUGUGAUGGAAUUGUAGUUACAAAAACGUGUGUAGUUACGAAAAUAGAUAAUAAAUAAUAAUAUUUUUAUUAUGUGAUUAAUUAUGUGUGAUGUCUGCAUUAUCUAUUUCAUAUUUGUUAAGACCUAACUACUUAUUUUUGUGAUAUCUAUUACCUUCUCUCAAAUAAUAUUGUUUAAUGAUACCUUUCUACGCUAUGGAUAAACGCAUGAUACCUAAUUUUAUUGGUGUAUAAAAAACAUCAUAAUGCUAAUCUGUUUAAUAUUUUACUUCCCUACCUAUAUAAUUGUAAGUAUAUAUAUUUAUAUUUUCAUUUAAUUUAUUCUUUUAUGAGAGAAUGUAUUAUCAACACCGUUUUAAAAAAUUAAAGGUGCAAUGCAUAUGUUAUUUAUUCUGAACAAUAAAUCGAUGAUAGUAAAGUGCCAAAAGAACUUAAUUGUAGCCUACCUAUAACAUUAGAAAUAGAUACUUUAGUAGAUUUGUGAAUAACCACAUAUCACACAGAAAAUGUUUGAUUUGUAAUAAAACUGGAUCCUUAAAUAUUCAAUACAAAACAAUUUUAUUGAAUGACACUAUCCGUAAAAUAUUACAAUGUCUUACACACAUUAUUAUUGUCGUGUUCUAGAUAUAUUACGUAAUUAGUGUUGUUAACAACUUCUGUGAAUUGUUUUUUUAUGUUAGCCUAAGACAUUGACAUUAAAAAUUAUAAGAAAUGGCAGCU